Messenger RNA from Exophiala bonariae, 1470 nucleotides. RefSeq lists its product as uncharacterized. Lineage: Eukaryota; Fungi; Ascomycota; Eurotiomycetes; Chaetothyriales; Herpotrichiellaceae. Gene Ontology annotation, cellular component: membrane. Gene Ontology annotation, biological process: monoatomic cation transport; transmembrane transport. The transcript is spliced from 2 exons. Gene Ontology annotation, molecular function: monoatomic cation transmembrane transporter activity. The record is from RefSeq and is a predicted model, not a curated record. Bases 1 to 1470 code for a protein of 489 amino acids.
AUGACCUCGUCACUUGACAAGGGAAAGGGCCAGAAUGGAACAGCAAUAACAACGGCGGCAGGACCAGCCGAGAUAAAUUCAGAUCCUAUAUCUCCUCUUGGAUCUACAGCAACCCUUUCAGCCUUUCCAGUUGAAGUUCAAAUUUCUAGCAGUCCCAAGAAUGGUACUGCCCAACCUUCAUUACCGGCCGAUGAGGUCGAUGUGACUGAUCCAUAUGCCCUUCGUGGGCAGAAACGUGACAAAGAUACCUACCGCAAAGAGGAUAGUGGUCUAUCACAGCGGAGGCACAAGAAAGUCAAGAAGUACUAUAACCGCCAGAAUGCUUUGAUUGAUGCCUACCUCAAUAGCGCCGAUGAAGAAGCUCUCGAAGUGGAAGACAAUCUCAAAAAUGGAGGGAAGGUUCGCUUUGCCGUCAAUGCAAGCUUUGUGUGCAAUUUCUGCUUGUUCAUCAUUCAACUCUACGCCGCCAUUUCGACUGGGUCACUGGCACUCUUUGCUACGGCCGCCGACGCCUUUAUGGAUUUAGUCAGCUCCAUUGUUAUGCUGGUUACAUCACGAAUGGCGGCAACGCCGAAAGUGCACAAAUAUCCCGUUGGCCGCAAGCGUGUUGAGACCGUUGGAAUCAUCUUGUUCUGUGCCUUGAUGACAACCGUGGCGGUACAACUGAUCAUCGAGUCAGGACGAGCAUUGGGCCACGGACCUCCCGAUUCUAAACAGCUCGAGAUCAUCCCCAUCGUCUUCGUGUCGACGGCGAUAUUCGCCAAAGGCUCUCUCUUCGUGUACUGCUUCCUGCUACGACGGUACCCAGCAGCACGGAUCUUCAUGAUCGACCACCGUAACGACAUCGCCGUUAAUCUGUUCGGUCUGAUCAUGUCUAUCGUAGGAUCCCGGUUCCUCAAAGUCUGGUUCCUCGAUCCCACAGGUGCCAUCUGCAUCGCCCUGUUGAUCCUGUGGUCAUGGGCGUCCACCGCCUUCGAGCACGUAUGGUACCUCGUGGGAAAAUCCGCACCACAAGACUUCCUCAACAAAGUCGUCUACAUGAGCAUCACGCAUGACGAACGCAUUGAGAAAAUCGACACCGUGCGCGCCUAUCACGCUGGCGACAAAUUCUACGCCGAAGUCGACAUCAUCAUGAGCGAGACGGAGCCUUUGAAGGUGACUCACGACGUCGCGCAGACUCUCCAGCGCAAGCUCGAGGGUCUCGCCGACGUGGAGCGCGCUUUCGUCCACGUCGACUACGACUUUGAGCACGACGUCUUCGAGGAACACAAGGCGCUGUACGAAAAGACCAAGCCGAAGCCGGCCAGGAAACCUCUCGCCGAACGCGUCAGGGGCCGUCUCAGCAUCAUCGGCUUCGGCCCCGAUGGCACUCAGGUCAAUAGCGAUGCCUCUGUAACGUCGUCCGCCGACGAGGUGCAGCAACCGGCGCAGAAGAAAGGGAUCGUUGCUAGAAUCUUCGGGCGCCGAUGA